AUCACGUUGUUCCCUACAUGUAGCACUCUUUAGGAAGCAUGUCACGCAACACCUCCAAGACUCGAGCUGAAAAGGGUCGUGUGACUUCAGCCCAGCCUCCACCUCCUACUCAAGCUGAGGACGAGGAGGACAGUGUGGACCCAGGAUGUCUGGCCAAGUCUGAGCUCCUGAUGAUGAGAGCUCAUGAAGAAGGAGAGGAAAUUGUUGCAGAUAUCCUGGAGGAACUCAUGACCCAUGCCUUGGAGAAGAGUUAUGAAGUGUAUCUUAAGAAACAGAUAAUACCAUUCACUGUGACCUGGGCAAAGAAUACCAUGUUCCAGCUGGCAAAGUGUAAGUACCUUAUGCAUGAUGAAGGUGAUGAUGUAGACACAACCUCAAUCCUGAAGGAAGAAACAGCACCUGCACCCUCACUUCCAGAUUCCUGGGCUGAAGGCUGUGUGCCAGUUAUCAAAAUCUCAAAUCAUUUACAGAUGGUUAAGAUUGAUGCACACAAAGCUGAUGUUAAAGAGACACUAAAAAUACAGGAAGCCCUGUCAAUAAACCAAACUGAAGCUCCCCUAAGGAAACCAAGACGAAACAACAGGAGCAUGAAAGUAAUCCCUGCGUCUCAUGCAAAGAUUGAACUGGAAAGAAAACCGCAUCCACCUGAGACACCUUCAUCAAAAAAACUGAGACCUCCAGAAACACAGAAUAUAUUGCAGUAUUAA
Messenger RNA from Tachysurus vachellii, 707 nucleotides. RefSeq lists its product as uncharacterized. The transcript has 3 exons. Bases 39 to 707 code for a protein of 222 amino acids. The record is from RefSeq and is a predicted model, not a curated record. NCBI's taxonomy places the organism in Eukaryota, Metazoa, Chordata, Actinopteri, Siluriformes, Bagridae.